Toxorhynchites rutilus septentrionalis is the source of this 589-nucleotide messenger RNA. RefSeq lists its product as uncharacterized. NCBI's taxonomy places the organism in Eukaryota, Metazoa, Arthropoda, Insecta, Diptera, Culicidae. Bases 39 to 347 code for a protein of 102 amino acids. The record is from RefSeq and is a predicted model, not a curated record. The transcript is spliced from 2 exons.
UAAAUCAGUACUCAUCUGUAAAUCAUAGUGAAUAUACAAUGAACAUUCUGCUUUUGAUUUGCUUGCUAUCGGCAAGCGCCUGCUUCUGCAAGCCCUCGGAUGGGUUUCCAUAUGAGGCUGAAGAUUAUUCCUACGUUCAAGCUGUCGAUGGUUUGUUGAAGGAUGAGCGUUUAGAGGACAGUUAUGCUAAGUCAGAGGAGCAAUUCGUGGCUGAUCCGCAGAAUUCCGGAGAUCUCAAAAAUUUGCUGCCAUCGAGCUCAGAAAGCCUGGAUCUAAGACAAGCUGAAGAACAAAGCGGAGAUUGGGGAACACAAGAGAAUUGCCGCAAGGAGAUGAGCGGUCUUUAAUAGUACAGCGCCCUCCCUCAGCUGAACACAGAACAGAAGAACAGGGUUCAUCUCAAAGUCCCCAUGGACAAGAUCAGCGUCCGCCAGAAGGACCAUUUCAAGGAGGACCAUAAGCCCAAGAUGCUUGAGUGGAGAUUGCUACAAAUACUGUAGAUAUUAACUUCAACAUUAACUUGUAAACAAUCAAAAUAGCUCCUACAGCAAAAAGAUAAGUGAGAAUAAAGAAAAUUUUUCAUUAAUAA